CCAUGUCGCUGCUCUUCCGCCAAGUUCCUGCUCCCUCUGAUUUGGGUCACUGUUUCCAGAAAUGCCACAGAGGCCUGGGGAGAAGGGCAUCGGAGAUCAAUGAACUGAGCCACGUUCAAAUCCCCGUCAUGUUGAUGCCAGACGACUUCAAAGCCUAUUCAAAGAUCAAGGUGGACAAUCACCUCUUUAACAAAGAGAACAUGCCGAGCCAUUUCAAGUUUAAGGAAUACUGCCCAAUGGUGUUCCGGAACCUGCGGGAGAGGUUCGGAAUCGAUGACCAAGAUUUCCAGAAUUCCUUGACCAGGAGUGCGCCCCUGCCCAAUGACUCCCAGGCUCGAAGCGGGGCCCGGUUCCACACGUCCUACGACAAACGAUACGUCAUCAAGAUCAUCACCAGCGAGGAUGUGGCUGAAAUGCACAACAUCUUGAAGAAGUACCACCAGUAUAUCGUGGAGUGCCACGGAGUCACACUUCUUCCCCAGUUCUUGGGCAUGUACCGGCUAAAUGUUGAUGGAGUUGAAAUAUAUGUGAUUGUCACAAGAAAUGUAUUCAGCCACCGUUUAUCUGUAUAUAGGAAAUACGAUUUAAAGGGCUCCACCGUGGCUCGAGAAGCGAGUGACAAGGAAAAGGCCAAAGAAUUGCCAACUUUGAAGGACAAUGAUUUCAUUAACGAAGGCCAAAAGAUUUAUAUCGACGACAACAACAAAACCGUGUUCUUGGAAAAACUGAAAAAGGACGUCGAGUUCCUGGCGCAGUUAAAGCUCAUGGACUACAGCCUCCUGGUGGGCAUCCACGACGUGGAGAGAGCUGAACAGGAGGAAGUCGAGUGUGACGAGAACGGCGGGGAAGAGGAGGGGGAGAGUGACGGGACCCACCCGGUGGGAACCCCCCCAGACAGUCCUGGAAACACACUCAACAGCUCUCCGCCCCUGGCGCCCGGGGAGUUCGACCCCAACAUUGAUGUGUAUGGAAUAAAAUGCCAUGACAGCGCGCCGAGGAAAGAGGUGUACUUCAUGGCGAUCAUUGACAUCCUCACUCACUAUGAUGCGAAGAAGAAAGCUGCCCACGCCGCAAAAACGGUGAAGCACGGCGCGGGGGCGGAGAUCUCCACGGUGAACCCGGAGCAGUAUUCCAAGCGCUUUUUGGACUUUAUUGGCCACAUCUUGACGUAACCUCCCAGGCUGCCUUGGACCGACGUGCACCAUGGGAAGGACAGAGGUGGCUUCAGUACAGGAAAAAUGGAAACCGAGCUCCGCGAAGCACUCACCUUGCAGGAAGCAAACCUCCUUGUUUACAUCUUCAGGCCAAGAUGAUGGAUUCGGGGGCUACUCGCUUUAACAGCUACCUGAUACGUCCCAGCAUAGUUCUUCUUCUAGCUAUUUCUGAUCUGUGUGUGUGUGCGUGUGCGUGUGUGUGCAUUUCAAAACAAGAAAAAAACACAAAACAGAAAGAAGAAAAUCAAAACAGGUCAGCUCCAGUCAGAUUGUACUAUGGCAACCAACUCUGAUCCCAUCUAUGGCUGAAUGAAUGAAUGAAUGAAUGAGCACAUGAGAUGGGGGAGGGCAUGCAUGUCAGACCAACCGUGCUGGCAUCCCACAAUAAACUGUAGAUCAGUUUAUUUUCUUUUUUUUUGCUGAGUUGAAAGAUGUGAGACAGUAUUCAUAAUAAUAACGAAAAUAAUGAUAAUAAUAAUGAUUUUAAAAACAAACAAACAAACCUAACCGCGAAUGUUACACUCGUUCCCCGCACGCUGACACUCCGUACUAGUUGUAACACAAGCCCCUUGGCACCAAAUGAGGGGUGCUGGCCUCCCCUGGGUGCACUGCCCCGGGGCUCCGCCUCCACACAGCACGCCAGGACCCCAGCUGCCCGCAAGCAGCUGAUGCCCCUGUGACCCUGUCUGUACCUGUUCACCUCGGGAACGUGUGUCCAGGAAAACCGCUUCCCUCUCUCCUUCCCAGGAGCUUCUUCCUUGUCGAAAGUCUUAUGUUGCAAUUUAGCGAUUCAUGCUACAAAAGACAAAUAAAACUGACCUGGAAAGUGCAUAGUUUUGGGCAAUUGUAUCUACCGCUCCCACCACGGGGCGGUGAGUCAGCGGUAGUGCCCCCGUCACUGAGCACCAACCCGAACCGCCGGCAUUUUAUGUUUUUAGCCAUUGUGUCGACGACGACAAUGGCAUUCUAUUCUGAAUUGCCCCUUUCAAAGGAAACCCUCAAACGUACUGUUUACAUUAUUAGGAAAACAGGGAUAUUUUUGAAUCUAAAAUUUUAAUGUAUAGCACGCGAUUUUUUGACGUUUACAUGUAAAGUCAUUUUGCCGUGGAGGUGAAAUAAUCUUUGUUUGUCGUUUCUCGAGAUGUCUCAUGCAACCCCGUUCCCGAAUGAAUGUCUUGUUCAGAGGACGUGGUAGACUAUCUCACAGUGGAGGGGGAAGGGGGGGCUGUUCCCUCCAGAUUGACAUUUAUCAACCUAAUGAUGUUUUUAAAACAUAUAUUUAACCCCAAUCCAGUUAUGUAAAUGCAUUGCCCUAAACUGUGCUGAUUGUGUCCGAUCAAGUUUCAAUCUUAAGUUUCAAUCAUGUACUUACCGUCUUCCUUGCGUUUCCUGGAAGGUAUCAAGCUGGACUAUUAGACUUGCUUAGGGUUAGGUCAUCAAAUUUAUACACUGUGCUGCAGCUGUGCCUUUGAAAUUCUUUGUUUAAAACAUGAGAUGAUUUCUGUAGGCAGUUUCAGAAAGAGAUAAGGGAAAAGAAAAAAAAAACUAUAAUUAUAACUCAACAAAUCCCACCUGCCAUAAUGCCUCUUCCAGUAACUUAACUCUAAUGCUAUUAAGACCGCAAUUACGCGCCAGGUAUGUGGGUUUGCUUCAGAAAGGAUGAGCAGGGUAGCCUUUGGAAACCACCGUACUGGAUUGUUGUAGGUCUGUUACCCUCAGCAAAAUGACGUUACCACCACCACAACCCGAGAGGGCUUCAAAGAAUCUAAGGAGAGAUUCCAUGAUGUUUCCAUUCCAUUUUUUUCCCACCAAGUUUUGGAAGCCUCCUUGCCGAGUUGUGUAAUCCCAGUAUUGUGUCUUUAAUGGGUCCAUACUGUGAUGUGAUCGCCCACAAUGAACUCGGGCAUCCGGCCAGCUGUGGUGUUCCAAAGUUAUCCUGUGGUUCCUUUGACCCACGCCUAGAAAGAGACCCUGAAGUAAAGAAUAAAGUACCUGAAUUUUUUUUUUUUCCCUCUGUGGCCACUCUGUAUGCUUUUAGGGAUUUACAAAAAAAAGGGGGGGGAAAGCUUUAUUUUUGUCUGUAACCGUCUCUGUCAUCCACUUCUGUUGAUAACCCGCUUAUUUGGACAGUGAGGAAGUUUGCAUUGUAUCUCCCAGUGCUAAAUAUACACUCCAGACAUGAGCAGGGCUGUAUACAAUAAAGCACUUUGGUGACUCA
This is a messenger RNA of Echinops telfairi (small Madagascar hedgehog), 3432 nucleotides long. It is a transcript of the gene PIP4K2A, whose product is annotated as phosphatidylinositol-5-phosphate 4-kinase type 2 alpha. The record is from RefSeq and is a predicted model, not a curated record. The coding region runs from base 3 to 1172 and encodes 389 amino acids. Lineage: Eukaryota; Metazoa; Chordata; Mammalia; Afrosoricida; Tenrecidae. Gene Ontology annotation, molecular function: phosphatidylinositol kinase activity. Gene Ontology annotation, biological process: phosphatidylinositol metabolic process. The transcript is spliced from 10 exons.